Messenger RNA from Fulvia fulva, 633 nucleotides. RefSeq lists its product as uncharacterized. The coding region runs from base 1 to 633 and encodes 210 amino acids. The transcript has a single exon. Lineage: Eukaryota; Fungi; Ascomycota; Dothideomycetes; Mycosphaerellales; Mycosphaerellaceae. The record is from RefSeq and is a predicted model, not a curated record.
AUGUCCUCCAUCCAAGGCAUCAUCAUCUCACCCUGCCAAAACAUCAUCACCACCACCGAACGACCAGUCUCCGCCUUCGAAGCAGAGCUCGCAGCCCUCGGCUUUCGCACCACAACCAUCACUAUCGCCGCGGCCAAAGAGGCCGUCUGGCGCGGCUCACCACUCUCCGCCGCCGUUGGCUUCACCGUAAAGCUCACCUGGCUCGACACCACCACCACCCCAUUCGGCACCACCACCGACCAUGCCUCCACCCCCGACAACCCCACCGCCGCAGCCCUCCUCCGCCAGCUCGAGCCAACGGUCGGCCUCGAGCAGCCUAUCCUCCUCGAGGGCGAUAUUUUGGUGAUUCGUGAGAAUGGCAGCGACAUCGAAGCUGCGCAGGUUACAUUGCUGUGUGAGUUUGCGAAGGAGGUAGCACUACCAAACAACCCGAGCCUGGGUCCGCAGAUGUUCAGAAAGGAGUUUGAGAAGCUGAGGAUGGUGAAGAUUGAGGAUCGGGAUUCUUGGGCAUUUUGGGUGGAAGCGAUGAAUCCGAUCCCGAAGGAUCCGCUGGCGGGACUUACGGGAAGCGCGAGGAAGAAUAAGAAGAAGCACAUCAAGGCUAGGGAAGCGAAGAAUGCUGGCAAGGAGUAG